Messenger RNA from Cucurbitaria berberidis CBS 394.84, 1479 nucleotides. RefSeq lists its product as uncharacterized. The transcript is spliced from 4 exons. NCBI's taxonomy places the organism in Eukaryota, Fungi, Ascomycota, Dothideomycetes, Pleosporales, Cucurbitariaceae. The coding region runs from base 182 to 1285 and encodes 367 amino acids. The record is from RefSeq and is a predicted model, not a curated record.
AGCUGGAUACGGGGAGAGUACAAGUGCUUGACCCCGAUCAACGGAUAUAUCUGUCUCGCCAGUCCCGUGCUUUGAGGAGUAGUGAUGCUCCUCCUCACUCACUCGCAUUCAGGAUUCGAUUAACUACUCCUACUGUAUCUCGAAUCCAUCCAUCCAUCCAAUCACCCACCAGUCACCCACCAUGAGGUCAGCACCGCCAGAGGUUGUCAAGAACUGGCCAAAACCGAACCAUGUCAACCCAGUCACCCGGGGGCCCGCGCUCAUGAUCGUUGAGCUAACUCUACUACCACUGGCCAUCAUUGUCGUUGUCCUGAGGAUGUGGAUACGAACUAGGUGGCUUCACAAGAGCGGAAUAGACGACUACCUCAUGUGUGCUGCCAUGAUCUUCUCCAUUGGCACUACAAUUCUGGUCAUAAUGGCCGCAGAACUGUACGGAUGGGACAAGCACGUCUAUGACUUGACCGUCGCUCAGCUCCAGAACGGCAGAAAGGCUUCCAUGGCUGGUCAGACACUCUUUGUCCUUGCGUCAAGCACCGUGAAAAUGUCGAUUCUCGCGUCGUAUUUUCGCAUUGCACCAGAGAAGUCGCUCUUCCGGAAGCUCGUCUGGGCAACCUUUGCUCUCGUGGUUGCUGCGUUCGUUGUCUUCUUGGUCGCACUGUGGGUGCAAUGCAUCCCCAUUUCCAGUUAUUGGAAGCUGAAGUCCGACCACCGUGACUGCAUCCCGGAAGGCCCGCCGCUGGUAGUACAAAGCACCCUCAACGUGGUGACGGACUUUAUGAUCUACGCUUUGCCCAUCCCUACGCUCUUCUCGCUUCGGCUUCCGUGGAGCCAACGGAUCGGUCUCGUUGUCCUUUUCUCGGUUGGUGGUGUCAUUGUUGUCGCUAGCAGCUUUCGGGCAUACUGGAUCCACUAUACACUCUUCAAGACGUACGAUGCGACGUGGGAAGGCUACCAGAUCUGGGUCUGGACUGCCGUCGAAACAAACGUUGGAGUGAUCUGUGGCUGCAUCCCAGCUCUCAAGCCAUUGCUCUUCCCAUCACGAGCAAGACACCAAGGCUCAAAGUACGCCAACGGCUCGCAGAAUAGCAGAAGGAAAGAGAAGAUUACGCCGGUGGUUGAGCAGGUCGAGAUGGACACGCGCAAGCUGACGGAUAACGAUGAGUCGCGUCCAGGGACAUCAGCUCCUGUGCAUCAGCGAUCUGCGUCGCAACGACCGAUGAGCGGAGACACGGAGAAGAGUCGGUUCGACAUGGAUAUAGAGCAGCAAAAAGCUUACAUGUACUGAUGAUUUUCCAGUACUGCUCACCUUUCUUCUUCUAUUAAUAUGCGCAUACGUUCAGCGUGCAUUGUGCUGCGUUCAAGCGCCUUGUAGCUAGUAGAUUCUUUCGGGUCACUUCUACUCCACACGUCGAUUCGUUUCAUUCGUUUCGUCUCGUCUCGUCUCGUCUCGUCUCUUUUUCUAUUGCCAAUACUCUGGGU